Molecule: messenger RNA, 1065 nt
Organism: Penicillium mononematosum
Lineage: Eukaryota; Fungi; Ascomycota; Eurotiomycetes; Eurotiales; Aspergillaceae
Exons: 5
Coding region: 1-1065 (354 amino acids)
Source: RefSeq, a predicted model, not a curated record
AUGGAGUCCGUCUCCCCCUAUGCAGUCUCUGCGACAAAUCGAAGUGGCUUGAUUGUCAUCGUUGAAACACUGUUUAUGACGUGGAUGAUUAUAGUGAGUCUGAUUCGACUGUACAUGCGUCUUGCAAUCAAUGGACCGGUCAAGAUUGAUGAUGUGGUAGUGUUUGCCGGCAGUAUAAUGGCCGUCGCCCAUGUCGGAACAAUCAUGGAUGCAAUUUCCCAUGGUCUAGGCCGAUCAGAGGACGAAAGCUCGGUGUCGAACUUAACACGCGCUGGAAAGAAUGUCUACGCAGCGAACCUUUUAUUCCUGGCUGGACACGGCACAGCCAAGAUUUCCAUAUGUUUGCUUCUCAAACAACUCGGCCGGCAAGAGAGCUACUUGCUCUGUUCCAAGAUUCUUCUUGGCGUGGUGACGGCGUGGAUGCUUGCUUCGAUUCUUGCGGUUGCCCUCAGCUGCUUCCCGCCAUACCAAUUUACCAUGGCCCAACAUUGUAGCAGUAUCGGAGUUGCCUGGAAAAUUAUCACUGUCUUCGACGUGAUUACGGAAAUCCUUACCUUCGCGCUGUGUAUUUUACUGGUGUGGGGGGUUCAGAUGCGGUGGAAGCAAAAAUGGGCAGUAGUUUUUGCGUUUGGGACGAGGGCUCCGGUUGUCAUCUUGAUCAUACUUCGCCAAAACUAUCUCACCCACUCCCUUUUCCAUCCCGACGCACCUUUGCAUCUAUCUGAUGCAAUUAUCGUGACCGCCGUUCUUCUUCACUCCAGCAUUAUGGUAUCUACAGUGCCAUGUCUAAAACCGUUUGUUAUUUCAUUCAACACAGGAUGGGGACAGGGCGUCACAAACGGAAAGGGCCAAAAUUCGUAUUUCACACCUACUGGAAAGAGUGCAUCGACCAAUCAAUCCCACGUCUACUCAACAAAUCGAGGAGAGAGGGAUGAAGCUGAUCUGACUGCUUCCCGGCAGUCGCAGGAUAGUCAGCACUCACGACGUCUGAUUAUUCACCAGACGCGGGAGUGGAGGGUGGUGGAGGAGGAGUAUGAGAUGCAUUCUAUACAAGAUAGAAUUUAA